GUUACUCUCUCGUACCGUCUCUGCGAUUGAUCGUACUGGGGUUGCUUUCUUGGGUGCUCUGUUUUUUUCAUAUGGGUGUCCGGGCUUCCCUGUGGGUGGUCGUUGCCGUCUCUUGGCUAUCCAUCCAGGCGCAGGUCCUGCGCUCUCAAGGGGUCCCUGAGUGCAAUUCGAGCGAUUCCCAGGCAUUGGUAGUCUUGAUGAGCAACUUCGAGUCCCCAGUCCAAGGUUGGGGGCCCAACGCGUCCGCCAAUUGCUGCAACUGGGCGGGCGUGUUGUGCGACGGCUCCACCGGUUCGGGCAGAGUGGUGGAGUUGGCCCUUGCGAGCAAGAAGCUCGCGGGCAGCCUCUCGGACUCGCUCGGCCAGUUGGACCAGUUGAGAUUCCUCAAUCUCUCUCACAACCUCCUCAAGAGCACACUCCCCGAGUCGCUCCUCCGCCUCCCUAAAUUGCAGGUCCUCGAUCUCAGCUACAAUAAAUUCUUCGGACCGGUGCCCGCGAGAGCCAAUUUGCCCUCUCUCCGCGUUUUCAACAUCUCUGAGAACUUUUUCAAUGGGACUCUGCCCGUGUGGAUUUGCACGAACUCGACUGGCAUUGAGGUGCUUAAUCUGGCUGUCAAUUAUUUCUCUGACGUUAUCCCGUCGGGACUCGGCAACUGUGGCUCCUUGCAGAACCUUUCUCUGGCCACGAAUUAUCUCACUGGUGUGAUCAGUGAAGAUAUCUUCACUCUGGGUCAGUUGGUCCAAUUGAGCCUUCAAGAAAAUUCCUUUUCAGGGCCGCUCAGCAGCGGGAUCGGUGAUCUCACGGCACUGGUUUGGCUGGACAUUUCAACAAACGGAUUCUGGGGGCCAAUCCCGGAUAUGUUUCAGAACAUGAAGAAGCUGCAGUACUUCAUAGCUCAGACCAAUGGCUUCACAGGCUCCAUCCCACCGUCCUUGUCCAAUUCGCCGUCGCUUACGUUUCUCAAUUUGAGGAACAACUCACUGACCGGUACGAUAGCUCUCAAUUGUUCGGCAUUGAGCAGUCUGGUGUCUCUGGAUUUAGGUUCCAACAAUUUCAGUGGUCCCAUCCCUGAGGAUUUGCCCAAUUGCCAGAAGCUGCAGACUGUGAAACUUUCCCGGAACAAGUUCACAACCCCGAUUCCUCAAAGCUUCAAGAACUUCUCCAGCCUUUUUUACCUGUCAAUCUCGAAUUCGAGCCUAUCAAACGUCUCAUCUGCACUCGGGAUCCUUCAGCACUGCGAGAAUUUGACAGUUUUGGUUCUCACUCUGAAUUACUUUGACGAAGAAUUGCCCAGCGAUGCGAGUUUGAGUUUUCCGAAUCUUAAGGUUCUUAUCAUGGCGAAUAGUCGACUGACGGGUUCCAUGCCCGAGUGGGUGCGUGGAUGCACCCGUUUGCAGUUGCUGGAUUUGUCCCGGAACAGAUUGGGUGGAAUGAUCCCGUCGUGGAUUGGCGACUUCCAAUCUCUCUUUUAUUUGGACUUAUCGAACAACUUGUUCGUGGGCGAGAUCCCAAACGAGAUUACCAGAUUGUCUGGCCUCAUCGACAGAAAUGUGUCAAUAGCUUCUCUAGAUUUGCAGGUCUUCAUGAAGAGGAAUGUGAACGCGAGGGCGCUGCAGUACAAUCGAGUUACAAGCUUUCCACCAACUGUGAAUCUCGGAUACAACGCUCUCAACGGAUCAAUCUGGCCCGAGUUCGGGAAUCUAAAAAAUGUCCAUAUCUUGGAUCUCAGCCGUAACUUCUUAUCAGGUUCGAUUCCUGCCAGUUUAUCUGGAAUGACUAACCUAGAGACCCUCGAUUUGUCUUACAACAAUCUGUCCGGAAGUAUACCUUCUUCGUUAGUGCGUCUCACCUUUCUGUCCACGUUCGGCGUUGCAUAUAACAAUUUGUCCGGGCCGAUUCCUAAAGGCGGCCAAUUCCCGACUUUCCCCAAUUCGAGUUUCGAAGGAACCAAACUGUGGGAUGAUAAUGAUCCUCUCCAUUCCGGGAGUCAAAGUCAUCCUGGAUCCGUCGGUCCGAGUCAAAAUCAUUCUGGAUCUGCCGAUCAUGCCAUGAGUGAUAUAAGCCUUGGGAUGACCAUAGGAGUUGCAUUCGGAAUGGCUAUUGGAAUUGCAUUGGGAACAACUAGGAUCGGUGAUUCAUGUUUGUGUGAGAUCAUCAGAUUUUAUGCUCGGGUUAAGUCAAGUAUGUAA
Molecule: messenger RNA, 2189 nt
Organism: Eucalyptus grandis
Lineage: Eukaryota; Viridiplantae; Streptophyta; Magnoliopsida; Myrtales; Myrtaceae
Product: phytosulfokine receptor 1
Exons: 1
Coding region: 72-2189 (705 amino acids)
Molecular function (GO): protein binding
Source: RefSeq, a predicted model, not a curated record